This is a messenger RNA of Asterias rubens (European starfish), 2316 nucleotides long. RefSeq names its product sphingomyelin phosphodiesterase 4-like. Gene Ontology annotation, biological process: ceramide biosynthetic process; sphingomyelin catabolic process; glycerophospholipid catabolic process. The record is from RefSeq and is a predicted model, not a curated record. Gene Ontology annotation, molecular function: sphingomyelin phosphodiesterase D activity. Lineage: Eukaryota; Metazoa; Echinodermata; Asteroidea; Forcipulatida; Asteriidae.
AUGCCUUGGAUGGAUCGAGAGCUGCAUGUUGUAUAUCAACCACUUCUAGAAAACAUCUUUGGAUAUAACCAGAAUUUCGGAUGGGGGCUACAGACUGUCAGUCAGCAAUCUUCUCGAGAGGAUUUUCAUAUCAUAAAAGAGUUUUUAGCUCCAAGAGGUCCUCUUAUGACCAUGGUAUAUAAACUGCAAGUAGAUGGCAUAUUCAGAUAUGAGUUUCCUGUAGCAUGUUUACCGGCUCCAACUAGAGACGCCUUACUGGAUGGAGCUAUGCCUGGUUUCUAUGUGAAUAAGCUGAGUUACCAGACCCAGGGUAGACCCCCUGUAUCAGUCCUCCUCUAUGCCUUUGAAUAUUUCAUGUAUAGUUUUGAAUAUCUUAUAAUUUUUCGACAUAAGCAACAGAUGCUGGAGGUGUGGUUGAGUUAUAUCCAGCCAUGGCGCUAUGUAGAUCAAUCUGUAGAAACAGAAAGAUCUCCAAGAGGUAACAUGAGAGAAACUCAGAAGGACAAACCAAUACAAGAAGAAAGAUGGUUACAGUUCAUCUCAAGCAAUCUCAUGUUCUACACGGUGAUAUUCCAGGAAUUCUUGCCCAGGGCAUUCCGUCAAGACUUGACAGCCAUUGUAUUAUUCCGUGUUGCUAUACUUCUUGCACAGAGCAAUCUUGCUAUGGUUCUACAAGAAGCCGAGAGAAGUCUUUAUGAGGAUUAUGGUUCACCACAUCAUGGCCACUCUGCUUCAUAUGGAAGUAGUUUCCUGACCCCUAAGCCUAAUCCAUCUGUACCUGACUUGGGCUCCCAAGUAGCUGAGCUUGAGACCCCUGGAUUCAUGUAUACACCACUGUUCAGCAAUGAUGUCAAAGCUCUGAUUGAGAGAUUGUUACAGAAUGUUCACCAAGCUCAGAUCACAGUAUCCAACUUAAGUUUCACACCAGUCACCAAUGAUAAAGAGAGGGCUUCUUAUAAACUACAAAAGUUUGAGAUCUUGUACCGAGGUGACCCAGAAUUUCAGCCAAUCAGAAGCUUGAUUGUUCGCAAGCUGUAUGCACUGUCGUCAAACUUCAACACUACGUUUGGUGAUAAAGUCUUUGAGGUGUAUCAUCGAGCAGAUUUCAGUGGAGCUUUAGCUAAGCAGAUCUUCACUGCACCUACAUCAAUCCCAACCCAUAGACAGACGGCCAUUCCAACGCCCCCAUACUGUGCCUCCCCUCAACAACAAACAUGCAAUCCAAGAUUGAGUCUUCGUUUUCUAGCUAAUUACUACACUCUAGCCAAGCUGGUACUGCUCUCGCUGAUUCUUUGGUUAUUUAUUGGCUUUGGACCUACUGGAAUAUUACUCACGCUAGUGUUCUUGACUGUGCUCUACAUCUUUUUCAGCGGGGUGGUGUACACAGUUAGACAACAGUCACACACACAUGAGCAUAUUGAAUGAUAUACAAGCACAUGGUGCAGCCAACAUGGAUUCAGUGCGGUUAUAAACCAUUAUAGACUUGACUAAUUGUUGUACCUCUAGUGACUACCAAGGAGAACCCAGUCAAAUGUCGGAUGGAUAAAGUGUGUAUUUACACCCAUGAAGGACUUGGUAAACUCUAGUUUGGAUUCAGUACUCUACUGGGUACAAUAUAUGUUUCACAAUUGUCAUCACGGAGGACUUUGACAAAUUUAAUUAGUUGGCAAAACCUUAAAGUACAUUGUAAAUUGACUUGUGGAAGACUUGGUCAACUUUAAUCAUAAAUUGCAGGGUUGAAACAAUACACCAGUAAAAUGUUCACAUCUAAACAGGGUUGAAAUAAUAAGUAACAAUAUUUUGCACUGCGUUUAAUUUCAACACUUCGCAUGGUAAAAGGGACCCUAGGAUAAGAUGUAAAUAAAUAAACAGCUGAACAUAAAACCAUACUAUGUGUCUUGGCAAUGAGGUUUUGAUUAAAAUACACUAGGACAAGUUAUAUCAAAAAGAGUCAAGAUCUUUGUAUACAGAGUGCUGUCUUGCAACCAUUUCAGUAACAAACAUCAUUUUGUUAUGAGGUGUUCCAGAAAAUGCAAUGAUGUACGUGGAAACUUGCAACUGUCCAUUACACUUUAAAAUUAUACAUAAAGAUAUUGGAACACACUUCUAGUGUGAUAAGUCAAUUGAAACACUAUUUCAAACAAGUAUUACCCUGUCUCUCAGUUGUUUAAUGAUUUAUUUCAAACUUUUAUCUGUGGCAUCCAUCAAGUUAGCCAUCUUAUAAACCACAAAGUAUAUGUCAUAAACAAUGAUAGGGUGUAUUGAAAUGCACAAUGAUGCAAUUAUUUUAGAAUAAAAAAAUAAACUUGUAAAUUA